Messenger RNA from Protobothrops mucrosquamatus (brown spotted pit viper), 2619 nucleotides. It is a transcript of the gene FAAP100, whose product is annotated as FA core complex associated protein 100. Bases 1 to 2619 code for a protein of 872 amino acids. The transcript has 9 exons. The record is from RefSeq and is a predicted model, not a curated record. Gene Ontology annotation, cellular component: nucleoplasm; Fanconi anaemia nuclear complex. Gene Ontology annotation, biological process: interstrand cross-link repair. Lineage: Eukaryota; Metazoa; Chordata; Lepidosauria; Squamata; Viperidae.
AUGGCCCAGGUGGGGCACAGGGUGGAUUACCUGGCGGGAUUUUGCUGCCCGGUUGGGGGAUUGGCAGCCGGGAAGCCCCGCGUGCUGUGCCACGAGAACCAGAUCUACCUCUCCAAUGGCACCGAGUACGUCUAUGUCUACGAUCAAGAAGGGCGGCUGAUGAAGGCUGUCUACAGCUUUCCUGAUCAAGUCUGGCAUGUGGAGCUCUUGCCCCUCCACCAUCAGCUGUAUAUUCUCUGUGCUGGGGUUGGCAUUUAUUGCGUGUCCUUGGACUAUCAAAGCAGGUUAGCGAAGCAGACGGAUGGCGAGGAAAGCGACUUCUUUUCCAGCAUCUUCCCCAUGGGCUGUGAUGCUUGCGCUCUCCCUGAUGCCACACUUUGCACCUUCACGCUGCUCAAUGAUGUCUUGAUCACCCUUUCCCAAGUCCAAGAGAAGUGGUGCAUGAAUCUCCACAAACUCCCAGGCCCUGAGGGCCAGGAGAAAUUGUCACAUCAGCCAGUCAGCCAUGUGGACAUCACUACCAGCACAAGCAACGAUGGCGACAUGUCUUUAGCCCACUUCCUCCCAGUGCUGUGCUGUGCAUCUGCGCCUGGCGCCAGUGACCAUUGGGAGGGGCUUCGCCAUUCUGGGGGGUUCGUGCUGGAGGAGCCCCUCUUCAGCCUCCUUUUUGGCGUAGAUGCUGCCAUGCUGGAUUCUCCCAUGAUCCUCUGUGGCUUCCCCGAUGGGCAGUUGUGUUCUGUGCCUUUGAAGGCCCUAAGCUCCCCUGGGGGCCACGGCUGGGAAGACUCGCCUGUCAAGAUCCUUCACCAUCUGGAGGAGCCGGUGGUCUUCAUUGGGGCCCUGAGGACUGAACGGAAAUCCCCAGGUGCGGAGGAGCCUCCAGGCUAUGGAGGCUUGGGUUGUGACUGUGUGGUGGCUUUGGGACACUAUGGUAAAAUGGUGGCCAUCAAGGCCUCUCAAGGAGAAGAAGUCAAAGUCCCAGAGCUCCGGGAGUAUUAUCUACAAGGACCAGUUCUGUGUGCAGCCUGCAGCGGGGGAAGCUGCAUGUACUACAGCACCCAUUCUGACAUCUAUGCAGUUGACUUGGAGAGCAGCACACCUGAGGCUGAAAAAGUGGAGCCUUCAGCAGGGACCCUUCCUUCAGCUGUGUCUCCUGCCAGCUUGAGUAUCUGCAGUGUGGUGGCGCUUUCCUUAUCCUCCCGGGAGUCAGAAGGAGAAUCUGAACUUCUGGCUCUCUCCGCCAAAGGCCGUCUCAUGACGUGUGGCUUGUGCAGCCCAGAUGAUACACAGCCACUCAAGAUGAACGCUGACAAAGCUGGGCAGAGGAUCAAAGAGCUGCUGUCUGGGAUAGGCCAUGUCUCCGAAAGAGUGUCCUCCCUAAAAAAAGCCGUGGACCAAAAAAACCAAGCUUUGACCUGCCUGAACCAAGUGAUGAACGUGAGCGCAGCUUUGCUGUCAAGCCAGAAUGGUCCGAAGCCCAUCACGUGCACCAUCGCGGCCCACUGGAGCCAUAUGCUGGUUCAGGACACCUUGACAAUCUCCUGCAUCUUGGAAAACUCAAGUGAAUGCAGCCUGGAGCGUGGCUGGACCUUCUGUGUCCAGCUGUUUGCCAACUCCUGUGACUUUGAGGAAACCACUUCAGAUUCUGCCACCACUUAUACCUUCCCUAUUGAUCAGCUUCUUCCAGGGAACAAGACAGAGGUGACCCUUCCAGUCAGCCCUGCCGAAGGCUCCAAACUAAAUCUGCCUUUCACAGUCUCCUGCUCGCUCUACUACAGUUUGCAGGAGAUCUUAGGCACUGUUUCUGAGUCCACUGAGCUUCUGGAUGACCUCUUUUCAGACGAUUCCCCUGGCCUUUCUCUGGACAGACAAGGCAUCUGCCUGCCCUUGAGGGAAGACAUCAUUGAUCUCCUGCAGUGCCUUCGCUUGAAUGACAAGGGAAUGUCUGAAGCUAGCCCACCUGCUGUGGCCAUUUCUGUCCCUGGGGAUCCAGUUGAAACCUUCUUGAAAUCUCUCAAGAGCAUGGAAGAGAAUGAUGAGCCAGUCCCAAAGGGACGGAGUGUCAUUGAUGAAAAUUACUUGGCUCCAACUGUAGCUUCAAUCAAGGUAUCCUCUGAACUGCUGAGAGCGUCCUUGAAGGACUUCUGUGCAGACGUGUCGCUGUGCUGCGCUGUGCUGCGAUGGUUGCUGGCUGAAAAUGGCGAAGCAGAUGCCCUUCGGAGCCAGGAGGUGGCAGUCAUGCAAGGGUUGGCCCCCGAUGGAGGCAAAGUGCAGCUGAACAUCGGAGAGGUGACAGUCAGUGACCUGAGCCCAGCAGGUCCUAUCCAAGCUGUGGAGAUUGUCAUCCAGGGGUCUCCACUGGCAAACAUGUGUCAGCUGCAUCAUGCUGUGGUUCGGCGCAUUCAGACUCUGAUUUUGGAACCAGCUGCCCAGGAGUCUUCUCCCCCGGAUGUCCGAGUGCAGUAUCUCCACCAGAUCCAAGCCAACCAUGAGAUGCUGCUAAAGGAAGCCCGGUCCCUCCGGGAUAACUUGUGUCUGGGGAAUGAUUUGGAUGCAACGGUGGAGAAGCUUCUUCAUAUUUACCAGCAGCUACGCAACCCCAACCUGGUGGUCCUGUGA